Oryza sativa Japonica Group (Japanese rice) is the source of this 2152-nucleotide messenger RNA. The record is from RefSeq and is a predicted model, not a curated record. NCBI's taxonomy places the organism in Eukaryota, Viridiplantae, Streptophyta, Magnoliopsida, Poales, Poaceae.
UAUCGAAAAUUAAAAAAAGAGAGAGAAAUAAAAGGGGAUCGAUCCGCUCUUGUAGUUGUAGAGCGUUCCAUUCCACUUCCACAGCAGUGGACUCAGUGAGCAACGGAGGAAGCAACGAUGCGCUCCCGAUCUCUCCUCCUCGUCGCCCUCGCCACCCUUCUUCUCCACGCCUCCGCCUCCGCCUCCGACGACGACCUCGACUACCUCAUCGACAACGCCGACGACAUCCCCGCCAACGACCCCGACGGCUGGCUCCAGGAGGGCUCCCCCGACGACGACGACGACGACGACCUCUUCCACCAUGGCCAGGCCCAGGACCAUCCCAUAGAUGAGACCCACGUCUUCCUCCUCUCCGCCGCCAACUUCUCCGACUUCCUCGCCUCCCACCGCCAUGUCAUGGUCGAGUUCUACGCCCCCUGGUGCGCCCAUUGCCAGGCGCUCGCCCCAGACUACGCCGCCGCCGCCGCCGACCUCUCCCCUCUUGCCCAUCAAGUCGCCCUCGCCAAGGUCGACGCCACCGAGGACACUGAUCUCGCCCAGAAGUACGACGUCCAGGGCUUCCCCACCAUCCUCUUCUUCAUCGACGGCGUUCCCAAGGACUACAACGGCGCAAGAACCAAGGAAGCCAUCGUGUCGUGGGUCAACAAGAAGCUAGCUCCCGGGGUGCAAAACAUCACCACCGUCGACGAGGCGGAGAAGAUACUCACCGGGGAGGACAAGGCCAUUCUUGCCGUCCUCGACUCCCUAUCGGGUGCUCACAGUGAUGAGAUUGCUGCUGCUUCGAGGCUGGAAGAUGCUAUCAACUUUUACCAGACUUCCAAUCCUGAUGUUGCCAAGCUUUUUCACCUUGACCCAGCGGCCAAGCGCCCGUCCUUAGUCCUGCUCAAGAAACAAGAGGAGGAGAAGUUGACCUUCUAUGAUGGGCCAUUCAAAGCAUCUGCAAUUGCCGAUUUUGUAUCUGCAAACAAGCUUCCGUUGGUCAACACCCUCACACAGGAAACUGCUCCUUCCAUUUUUGACAAUCCAAUCAAGAAGCAGAUUUUACUAUUUGUUGUUGCAAACGAAUCGUCGAAAUUUCUGCCCAUCUUUAAGGAAGCAUCAAAAUCAUUCAAGGGGAAGCUUUUGUUUGUCUUUGUGGAGCGUGACAAUGAGGAAGUAGGUGAACCAGUUGCCAACUACUUUGGUAUUACUGGACAAGAGACCACAGUUCUUGCUUACACUGGGAAUGAAGAUGCUAGGAAUUUUUUCCUUGAUGGUGAAAUAUCGGUAGAGAAUAUUAAGAGAUUUGCUGAGGAUUUCUUAGAGGAAAAGCUCACACCGUUCUACAAGUCUGAACCUGUACCUGAAUCUAAUGAAGGAGAUGUCAAAAUUGUUGUUGGAAAAAACCUAGAUCAGAUUGUUUUGGAUGAAUCAAAAGAUGCCCUUUUGGAGAUAUAUGCACCAUGGUGUGGGCAUUGUCAGGAACUGGAGCCUACCUACAACAAGCUAGGAAAGCAUCUCCGUGGCAUUGACUCCCUUGUAAUAGCUAAAAUGGAUGGCACUGCCAAUGAGCAUCCACGUGCAAAGCCUGAUGGAUUCCCAACGAUCCUCUUUUAUCCAGCAGGAAAGAAAAGUUUUGAGCCUAUUACUUUUGAGGGGGACCGUACGGUGGUGGAGAUGUACAAGUUUAUCAAGAAGCACGCUAGCAUCCCUUUCAAACUGAAGCGGCCGGAUUCGUCAGCAACGAAAACAGAGAAGGAUCAGAGCACAGCUUCAACUAAUUUGAGGGGGGAGAGGAGUUCCGGUACAAAUUUCAAGGAUGAGUUGUAGUCUUGUAGAGCGGCAUUGGUGCAACCUUUGAACAAGGCAACGACGCUCUCUAGAAAAGGCUGUUUCUUUUUAUGUAUGCGAGGGCCUGAGGGGCAGCAGAAAGGAAUCCAAAGUUGGUUUCUACUUUCUAUAGAGAGUAUUCCGGUAAGGAGUUAGCUUGGACGAUGUGCAUGUUGAGAUGAACGAAUUGAAUCGAAUCGAAUGGAAUAAAAGCAAACGAAACGGCUUCGAUAUUUGUUUUUUUUCUUUUUGAAACAACUUCGAUAUUUGUUGAUUGUACUGGACUACUGGUUGUCCCAUAUCAGGGCAUAAUCUCAGUAAAAAGGCAAAACGAUCGAUUUGA